Messenger RNA from Ahaetulla prasina, 1862 nucleotides. Its product is annotated as golgin subfamily A member 6-like protein 22. Gene Ontology annotation, molecular function: GTPase activity; GTP binding. Lineage: Eukaryota; Metazoa; Chordata; Lepidosauria; Squamata; Colubridae. Bases 311 to 1822 code for a protein of 503 amino acids. The transcript is spliced from 5 exons. The record is from RefSeq and is a predicted model, not a curated record.
AAGAUGUUUUGUUUCUCAUCCAAGAAGCUUCUUCAGUUCAGUUCAGUUCAAUGAACAAGAGGAAGCAAAACAUCUUCAAGGAAAAACCAAGAAAAUCUACUUGCCUUUCGAAAAAGCACCUUGGGGACAACCAUGACCUGGAUGACUGAGAAGCUCUGUAGAUGAUAUUGUGUUGGCAAAAUUGGUCGAGACCUAUGUGGAUACUAUCUCCAGUGGGAACGUUCCCUGCCUGGAGAACGCAGUCUUGGCCUUGGCUGACACUGAGAACAGGGCAGCCGUGCAGGAAGCUGUUGCUCACUAUGAGCAACUGAUGGAGCAAAGCUUGGAGCUACCCACUGAGACUCUCCAGGAACUUCUGGACGUACACAAAAAAUGUGAAGAGCAAGCCCUUGAGAAGUUCACGGGUCGUGCCUUUAAGGAUGAUACACGUCAGUUUCAGCAGGAAUUCAUGAAAACUGUGGAGAGCAAAAAGGAAGAGUACUGCAGCAAAAAUGAGUUGAAAUCUUCUGAAAUCUGUUCAGCUUUAUUAAGCUCACUAUCUGAAGGCUUGGAGUGGAACAUCAGGAACGGAAGCUAUGCCCGAGCUGGUGGCCACCAGGAAUUUCUUAAUGACCUCCAAAAAGUGGAGAAAGAAUUCUUGGAGAAACCUGAGAAAGGAGUAAUGGCAGGGAAGAUCCUGAAAGAAUUCUUCCAGAGCAAAGAAAACAUCAGCAAAACCAUCCUUCAAAGUGACAUGAGCCUUCAAGAGAAGGAGAAGGAAAUAGCAGGUAAAGAACAAGAACAAGAGGUCCAGAAGCAGGAAAUGGAAAUGCUCAAACAGAAGUUGGAGGACCAGAAGCAGACGAUGGAGGACCAGAAGCAGAAGUUGGAGGACCAGAAGCAGACGUUGGAGGACCAGAAGCAGAAGUUGGAGGACCAGAACCAGAGGUUGGAGGACCAGAAGCAGAAGUUGGAGGACCAGAAGCAAACGUUGGAGGACCAGAAGCAGACGUUGGAGGACCAGAAGCAGAAGUUGGAGGACCAGAAGCAGAAGUUGGAAAACCAGAAGCAGACGUUGGAGGACCAGAAGCAGACGUUGGAGGACCAGAAGCAGAAGUUGGAGGACCAGAAGCAGACGUUGGAGGACCAGAAGCAGAAGUUGGAGGACCAGAACCAGAGGUUGGAGGACCAGAACCAGUUGGAGGACCAGAAGCAGACGUUGGAGGACCAGAAGCAGACGUUGGAGGACCAGAACCAGAGGUUGGAGGACCAGAAGCAGAAGUUGGAGGACCAGAAGCAGACGAUGGAGGACCAGAAGCAGACGUUGGAGGACCAGAACCAGAGGUUGGAGGAUCAGAAGCAGAAGUUGGAGGUCCAGAAGCAGAAGUUGGAGGACCAGAACCAGAGGUUGGAGGACCAGAAGCAGAAGUUGGAGGACCAGAAGCAGACGUUGGAGGACCAGAAGCAGAAGUUGGAGGUCCAGAAGCAGACUUUGGAGGACCAGAAGCAGACGUUGGAGGACCAGAAGCAGAAGUUGGAGGACCAGAAGCAGAUGUUGGAGGAUCAGAAGCAGAUGUUGGAGGACCAGAAGCAGACGUUGGAGGACCAGAAGCAGAAGUUGGAGGACCAGAAGCAGAUGUUGGAGGAUCAGAAGCAGAUGUUGGAGGACCAGAAGCAGACAUUGGAGGACCAGAAGCGGAGUCAUGAGAUGAACCUUCAGAAGCUAAAGGAGAAGAUGGAGGAAGAAAAGGAACAGAUAAAAAAAGAAUUUAAGAAAACCAUCAAAAAGGAAUGCAGGGUAACACUACAAUCUCAGCAACAGUUUGCUGUAGUUGGGUUAUAGGCAGUGGUGGGAUUCAAAUAGUUUAACAACCGGUUCUGUG